CCCAAUACUUUCUCACUCCUAGAUUACGUGGCUCCUUGCCUUCUCCUUUCGCCUCUCCACCUCUUUUGCCACUUUAGAAGUGAAUGACUUUCUGGAUCCGAGCCAGCAGUAGUUGGCCAAGAAAGGGAUUGCUGGCUUAUCUCCCUGCCUGACUGAUGGUGGAGGACGUGUUCCGGUAGAGAACUGAACUUUUGCCAGUUUGAACAUAGGGGCUGUGCCAAAGAUCGAAAACACUGGUGUCAGGUUGCACUCUUUGAACAGAUGAUGAUUGGACUCUGUUCUUAGUAAACUGGCAGUUGUUGACUUUAAAUAGUGCUCGGCAGGGAGGCUCCGUGAGUCGCCUUCUUUCCUCUGGUGCAGAGAGGAGCUUGUGUUGCGAUGGAUCUUUUGGGGGGAACCACAAUCCUCUUGAUCAUCUGCCUGACCCUCUUGGUGACAUGGAAGAUGUCUGCGGCCAAGAAGAAGAACUUGCCUCCAGGCCCAACACCUCUUCCGUUCCUUGGGAACCUCCUCCAGGUGAUCUCAAGUAAUCUCCCCGAACGCCUGAGGAAGAUGAGUGACAUCUAUGGGCCCAUAUUCACGCUGUAUUUUGGCUCGGAACGGGUUGUGAUCGCCUAUGGUUAUGAACCUGUGAAGAAGGUUCUCAUCGACAACGGGGAUGACUUUCUCGACCGAGGCCGCAUGCCGUCCACAGAUAAGGCAGGCAACAACCUCGGUGUUCUCGUGUCCAAUGGGCAGCGCUGGCAGCAGAUCCGUCGAUUCUCCCUCAUGACCAUGAGGAAUUUUGGAAUGGGGAAGAAAAGCAUCGAGGAACACAUCCAGGAGGAGGCAGAGUACCUGAUGAAGGCCCUCCGAGCCACAAAAGGUCGGCCCUUCAACCCAAUCACCCUUUUCAGCAGCGCUACCUGCAACAUCAUCAGCCACAUCCUCUUUGCAGACCGGUUCGAUUAUCAAGAUGAGGACUAUAUCCGGAUGCUGAAGCUUCUCUCAGAAGCCUUUGUUCUAGACAACUCCUAUGCAGGACAGCUCUAUUACUUUAUUCCUGAGUUCAUGGACUUCUUGCCCGGUCCUCAUAAAACUUUCUUCAAAAACUGGUCCCACAUAGAGGUCUAUGUAGCUCGGAAGGUGGAGGAACACGAGAAAACUCUGGAUCCCACAAAUGUUCGGGACUUCGUAGACUCUUUCCUCCUCAAAAUGCAGCAGGAGAAGAACAAUCCCAAGACAGAAUUUACUAGAGAGAACCUCAUGGUGACCAUUGUUGACCUCUUCACGGCUGGAACAGAGACCACCAGCACCACCUUGAGAUACCUCCUCAUGGUCCUGGCGGAACACCAAGCUGUCCAAGCAAAAGUCCACGAGGAGAUUGACCGAGUGGUAGGACGAGAACGGCCGCCUGCCAUGAAGGACCGCCCCGAGAUGCCAUACACAGAAGCUGUCAUCCAUGAAGCUCAGCGAUUUCUGAAUCUUGCUCCUUUAGGACUUGCCCGCCGGACAAGAAGGGAUGUGGAACUGGAAGGUUUUACCAUCCCAAAGGGCACCUCUGUGUACUUAGUCUUGGGCUCCGCCUUGCGGGAUCCCAAGCAAUUCAAAACCCCCUACAAGUUUGACCCAGGGCAUUUCCUGGAUGAAAACGGGAACUUCAAGAAGAACGGAGCAGACAUGCCUUUUUCCGCAGGAAAGAGGAACUGCUUGGGGGAAGGACUGGCUCGGAUGGAACUCUUCCUCUACACCACCACCAUCCUGCAGACCUUCCACGUCAAGCAUCCUCCGGGAGUCACCCAAAUUGACCUCACUCCAAAAGUCAGCGGCUUCGGGAACAUGCCCCAUGAGGCCGACCUCUGCUUCUCUCCACGCUAAGCAAAGGCACCUCCUCACUUCCGGAGCCACGAACAUGCAUCGUCUUCAAAGACAUCCCUCAAAUGUUGUUCAUCCAUUUGUGUUUUUUUUUUCUAAAUCCAAAAGCGAAUGGAAGGGGGGGGGAAACUCUCCUACCGGGAAGAGAAGAAUUAAAAUGUAGUCGUCCUCUUAAGUUUCUGCCCUUGACUCUCACUUUGUGUAUGUCUGCUUGGAAAUUUGACAUGGGCUAGAAGUCCAUUUCUAAUCUUGAAAUUCGGUAAUAUUCCUGGCAUUUCUCACUUUGCUUUCCUCUGAGUUAGACAAUUGGUUGUUUUUGAGUCAUGGCCGAGGAAGGGGGGAAACCCAGAAUGAGCUGGCUGGCACCACAUGCUAUCAUCUUGGGCUUCCCUGCCAGUUGCCUACCAGUUAAGAUGGGCACCGACCUUCAAUCAGGCAGAUGUCAGCAGGUCCCUGUGCCUGUAAAAUCCCUGCCCCAUGGCAUUGCUUCCAGGAAACCUCUAUGUCUCUUGGAACCCCCAAGGGGUUCCCGAUGACAACAGAGUCAAGAACUGAAGCUGGUGGAAAGGAGAGCGAGAGCAGUGGACCAAUCCAUCCAUCCGUCCAUCCAUCCAUUGACUAAUCGAUCCAUCCAUCCAUCCAUCCGUCCAUC
This is a messenger RNA of Pogona vitticeps (central bearded dragon), 2506 nucleotides long. The record is from RefSeq and is a predicted model, not a curated record. NCBI's taxonomy places the organism in Eukaryota, Metazoa, Chordata, Lepidosauria, Squamata, Agamidae.